Colias croceus (clouded yellow) is the source of this 1412-nucleotide messenger RNA. Its product is annotated as RNA-binding protein 42. The coding region runs from base 357 to 1346 and encodes 329 amino acids. The record is from RefSeq and is a predicted model, not a curated record. The transcript is spliced from 7 exons. Lineage: Eukaryota; Metazoa; Arthropoda; Insecta; Lepidoptera; Pieridae. Gene Ontology annotation, molecular function: mRNA binding.
AUGUGAUGUGCUUUUUAGUUUUUUGUUAUCGCUUUGAAAAUAUUAGAAUUAGUUAUCAAUCGUAAUGAAUAAAGAUAGUUAGACAAGAAUUACGUUACCAUCGCGUUAUAUAGAUUUUAUCGAUCCUUUGUGAUCACUUGUAAAAGAGUUCUGCAAAAAUCUCCGUAGAGCUUCAUACCAUCAUAUUUUUACCUAUUUCAUACACAUUGAUAUAGGUAAUAUACAAUUAAGCUGUGCAGCAUGGCUCUAUCUGUACGUAUGUCAUGUGUUUAAUUACCGAAAGAACAACAUCGAUAAUUAUCUUUUAACUACGUAAAGUUUUUGGAUUGUUUCUAGUUAAAACUCGAUAUAUCGCAAUGGACGACUCCAGCAAAUUUCAGCAGAUGCAGGAUGAAAUGUCCAGGUUCGAAGCCGAAAUCUCUGGAUCGGGACCCAUUCGGCCGGUGAUUGGUGCGGCUACAUUUGGCAAUGUGCAGCAGCAGCUGGAGCGGUCGCUUCCACCGCCGCCUCCACCCCCACAGCUACUGGCCCAGUUUGAUCCCAACGUGAUGGGAGCGAGGAUGAUGUUCCCCAAUGUGCCUCCACCUCCUCCGCCACCGUCUAUGAUGGUGCCCGCUUCAGUGCAAAGGCUCCGACCACCAGGUGGAGACCCAUACCCUGGGCCGAUGCCGUUCCUUCGCCCUGGCAUGCCGGGACCGCAGCUGAUACCACCACCACCAGCGCCUCCGAAGCCACAACCAGUGGUGCUGUCUGCGGCACCCAAGUUGUAUAAACCACCUAAGGAGAAUGAAGAUAAAAAAGAAAAGGAAGGAAAGAAACGGAAACGCGAGCGUCCCCAAACUCCGCCUAAAAUAGAGGAGAAGCCUCCGGAGCCGACUCCACCACCGCAGCCGUUGCCCAUCGCUGUUACAGAGACGGUACUGCCCAAGACUAAGAAAGAGAAGAAACAUCGCAAGGUUGUUCGAACAGCAGGUGGUCAAGUAUGGGAGGAUGUAACUCUGCUGGACUGGCCCGACGAUGACUUCAGGAUGUUCUGUGGAGAUCUCGGCAAUGACGUCACUGAUGAAUUACUUGCACGAACAUUCGGCAAAUACACUUCGUUCCAACGUGCGAAGGUGAUUAGAGACAAACGGACGAACAAAAGCAAAGGAUUUGGCUUUGUCAGCUUCAAAGACCCUGGAGAUUUCAUCAAAGCCAUGAAGGAAAUGGAUGGACGUUACGUCGGCAGUCGACCCAUAAAGCUAAGAAAGAGUACGUGGAAGAAUAGAGCCUUGGAUGUAGUGAGAAAGAAAGAGAAGGAAAAAGCGGCUCUUCUCUCUCUUCUUAUGUCCGGCCAAAAGAGCUGACAAGAGUAGAAUAUACUUUGAGAAUUAUUGUAACAAUUAUAAAAUGAAAUAAAUUUUUUAAACAUG